AUGUCUGUGAUCAGCGCCCUGCCGUUUCUCAAGCCCAUCCACCUCAAACCUCCGCGGAGCUCCCCUGGGCGCCAGCGCAGGCACACUCUGCCCGCCAGCGAGUUCCGGUGCCUCACCCCCGAGGAUGCCAUCAGCGUGUUUGAAAUAGAGAGAGAAGGUAAGGCGCCAAUUCCUUUGUCUCCUACGUUUUCUGAACCGCCCUCCACCUCAUCCCCCAAAUAAAUAAAAGGCACUUCUGUACUUUAGAAGCACUGAGUUACUUGGAGUCCUUUAUUGAGGGCAGAGUAGGAGAGGAAAGAAAAGGCAGGAGGUGGAAGGGAAAACAUCCAAGCAAAUAGGUUACACAAGUGGCAGCCAGCUUGCUUAAUUUAACACCAAGCAAUUUAACACCAAGACACAGCAAGAGAGGGGCUGGAAUGUCAGCCUUCUUGUGCCUAUCAGGCAUGCGGCAUUAUGGGAAUCACCCAGAUAUGGCUUACAGCCCCCAAGUGGUUAGAGUGUUCAGUGUAAGAUUGAAUGCAGGAAGAAAGUCAAAAAUGGACGUGUACAGUGUGGGAAGAAUCACAUUCCUAAACUCUCAGGUGAAAGAGUAAUGGAAGCAUCGAGAUCAUUGAUAAACUGGAGCAUCAGUAGCACACUAAAGAUCAGUCAGAAGCAUUAGGGAAGUGGAGGCUGAGUGAAUGUGCUCCUUACAGGCCACCUACUCAAAAGCCUGACAGAUGGAAAUUAAUGUUUUCCACAUCUGAAUUUCAGUGGUAAGAUCUGAACACUGGUGGUUAAAUUCAGGUAUCUUUAUUCGUACUUGGGUGGCUAAACAAAUCCUGUUAUGGACAUUUUGAGUUUUGCAGCCAAAUUUGAAUAUUCUGGAACUGAGUUUAAAAACAAACAAACAAACAAAAAACAAAGGAAGACAAAGGAAAUAAAUGUAUUUGAAUAUGAUGGUGCACUAAGUGCUAGGUCAGACUGGCAGCUGCUGAGAGAGAAAUACUUGUUAGCAUCAAAGGUAUCCUAAUAAGACAAUAGAUUUAUCCCACUGAGGUAUGACUCCGCUCAUCCUGCAAUGGGAAGCUGAAGGUAGGCUACUGAAGUUUAUAAAAUAUGCCCGGCCUAGCUUAGAAUGGGCUUACCUUUCUCCUCUACCUGAUGAAGAAUUCUAAUAAAAGAUGCCACCAAUAAAUUUCACCACCAGUGGGAAGGGUUAACUAUUCUGUCUUGCCCACCCCCAGGAACCUCAGCUUUCACUUAUUGAACAGAAGCAAACAGAAGUCAAUUAGGAAUCAAAUUACCCUGAAAACUGCAGUCCACUAGAUUCAGGAAUUCAUUUCCAACCUUCCACCUAGUUCCAUUUUUGAACUUUUGUUCUCAGGGCAGGUUUAACAUGUCUCCAGCGACCAGGAAACUGCAGCCUGGAUCUAGACAGCAGCAUGACAUUAACCCUUCAACUCCUCUCUCUGUUGUCCUCUACAGCAUUCAUUUCGGUGUCGGGAGACUGCCCCCUCCACCUGGAUGAGAUUCGCCACUUUCUGAACUUGUGUCCGGAGCUGUCGCUCGGCUGGUUUGAAGAAGGCCGGCUUGUUGCUUUCAUUAUUGGCUCUCUCUGGGAUCAGGAACGACUCAGCCAGGUAGGAAAUGGAAAUCCUUUUAAAUGCAUCACUUUCCCAUUACGUAACUGACGGAGAGAGAACAUAGACAGGCUCCGGCGUAAAGACACAUCACCUUCUUAUACUGAUGGAGAGUACAAUGGUACCUUGGUUCUCAAACUUAAUCCAUCCUGGAAGUCUGUUCUAAAACCAAAGCGUUCCAAAACCAUGGCAUGCUUUCUCAUAGAAAGUAGUGCAAAAUGGAUUAAUCUGUUCCAGACUUUUAAAAACAACCCCUAAAACAGCAAAUUAACAUGAAUUUUAUUAUCUAACAAUACCAUUUCUGGGUUAGGGCUAGGGUUAAUUUUAGGAUUGGGUUAGGGGAAGGAUUAGAAUUAGGGUUAGGGUCAGUGUUGUUUUAUUUUUUGUGAUUUUGAUUCAUUUGCGGUGGGUUUGUUUUUUUCAAUUUGUUGUGUUGCUGCUUUUUCAUGAGUUGCAAGUUUGUUGGCUUUGUGGUUUUCUGGAUAGUUUCAGUUUUAAUUUAAAAUGCUCAGCUGUGGAACAUGAAGCCUCUGCUUCCCAGAAGAGAGAUCCCCAGCCCCGCUCCUGCUUGCACGCAAGUAGGAGUUGGAUGGGGCUGCUCAGCUGGGGAGGUGCAGGCCCCGUCACACUUUCCAUUGAGGGGUUCGCGGCUGUGGGCUCCUUUAAACUUCUCCGCUCAAGGGAGAAGUUUAAAGGAGCCCCCACGUCAGCAUCGAAGCCCAUGUACCACCUGAAGGCAGCCAAACAGAAUAGUUGCUGGGGUGGUGAAGGUGGAGGCAGCCCAGCAGCUGCAUCAGAGAACCCCUAAACCGCUGCUGAGGCAGCUGUUGGGCUGUCUCUGCAUUGCCACCAAUGCUCCUUUAAACUUCUUUAUUGAGGUGAAUGCAGCCACGCAUCCCUCAAUGGAAAAGUGUGACAGAGCCUACACCUCUCCAGGUGAGCAGCCCCAUCCAGCUCCUACUCCCAUGCAAGCAGGAGCUGGGGCACUCAGAACGGAAGUGUGGCACUGAAAAAGGAAGUGUAACACUCAAAACAGAACAGUUCGGAUUCCAAAAAAAAGCUCGUAAACCGGAACAUCUACUUCUGGGUUUGUGGCGUUCGAAUUCCAAGUUGUUUGUGAACUAAGCUGUUUGAAAACCGAGGUACCACUGUAGUAUAGGCUUCCUCAACCUCGGCCCUCCAGAUGUUUUGAGACUACAAUUCCCAUCAUCUCUGACCACUGGUCUUGCUAGCUAGGGAUCAUGGGAGUUGUAGGCCAACAACAUCUGGAGGGCCGAGGUUGAGGAAGCCUGCUGUAGUACAUAUGGCUUGGGAACUCUUCUCUUACUUUUCACAUGCUUUGGUGAAUGGGCUAGUAUCAUGCUUACCCCACACUUUAACAUCCCUUCACUCAGCUGCUGAAGUUCAUUCAGUUUUCACAAGCCAGUAUGCUGCCCCACUGUGGAACAAAUGUAAUGGCGCUCCAACAAAACAAUUUUUCAUUACCCAGCAGUGUCUGCUUUAAAAGCCAUCGUUGUUGUUAUAUUUAUACCCUGCCUUUUCCCUGAUGGGACUCAAGAGGAUUUGGGAUUUUUGCAGGCAUGAGCCAGUAUGGUACCUGUACAAACACACAAAUGCAUUAAUAAGAAACCACAUUAUUCUCCUUGAGAAGACUACUGAUCAGGAGUCUUGCCCUGGAGCAGCUCUAAGGCAGAUGCUGGAUUCAGUGUGAAACGAACAUUUCACUUUUUAACAUUCUGAAUACUGGAGAGGCUGCACAGCUCUCUUUAAAUUGGGAGUGGGUGAACCUGUGGCCCUCCUGUAGUUGUUGGACUCCAACUCCCAGCAGCCCCAGCCAGCAUGGCCAUGGGUUAGAAAUGAUGAGGCUUGCAGUCAAAAAUGCCAUAGGUUCCUCACUCCUGCUCUAAAUAUUAGAGCAUUUCAGCUCUUUCUCCCGCCGCAUGAAUCUCAUCACAUUAGCCUAAAUCAGGUCAAGUACAAUGUGAUUUGGAACCAGUGGCUUUCCCAAUGCAUGCCAGUCAAGAAACUAUUUGAUUCUUCAUCAUCAUCAUCCUAUAGAAGAAAGUUGUCCCUUGUCUACUAUAAGUAGUAGAGACAGUCUGCGCUAGGGUGUUAACAGUGGGUGGACCACAUCUCUUAACAACCAUCUUCUCUCUUUCUCCUCCCUCGGUAGGAUGCUCUGACCCUGCACAAGCCUCAUGGAUCCACAGUCCAUAUCCAUGUUCUGGCAGUCCACCGCACCUUCCGCCAGCAAGGCAAGGGCUCCAUCUUGAUGUGGCGCUACCUGCAGUACCUGUGCUGCCUGCCGUACGUGCGUCGAGCCACACUGAUGUGUGAGGAUUUUCUCGUCCCCUUCUACUCCAAGUGUGGCUUCAAGGCAUUGGGCCCCUGUGAGAUCACGGUGGGCUCUCUGACCUUCAUCGAGAUGGACUAUGCCGUUCGUGGCCAUGCCUUCAUGCGCAGAAACAGUGGUUGCUGA
Messenger RNA from Podarcis lilfordi (Lilford's wall lizard), 4101 nucleotides. The record is from the annotation of a GenBank genome assembly. Lineage: Eukaryota; Metazoa; Chordata; Lepidosauria; Squamata; Lacertidae.